GCAGAGGCACAUCGGGCACAGGCACACCGGGCAGAGGCACAUCGGGCAGAGGCACAUCGGGCUGGACUCCGGGCAGAGGCACAUCAGAGGGCAGGACUCCGGGCAGAGGCACAUCGGGCAGGACUCCGGGCAGAGGCACAUCGGAUUACCAGGCGAAGCAGCAGGCAGCGGGCCACCAGGCGGAGCAGCAGGCACCGGGCCCCCGGGUGGAGCAGCAGGCACCGGGCCCCCGGGCGGAGCAGCGGGCACUGGGCCCCCGGGCAGAGCAGCGGGGGCACCGGGCCCCCGGGCGGAGCAGCGGGCAGCAGGCCCCCGGGCAUCAGGUCAUUUGGCUCGACAGCGGGCACCGCGUCAUCUGGCAAGGCAGUGGGCUCUGAGUCAACAGGCACGACAGGGGCACCGGGUCAUCAGGUACCGGAUUGUCUGGCUCGACAGCGGGCAUCGGGUCACCAGGCAUUAGGUCAUUUGGCUCGACAGCGGGCACCGCGUCAUCUGGCAAGGCAGUGGGCUCCGAGUCAACUGGUAUGACCGCGGGCACUGGGUCAGACAUUGGAUCGUCUGACUCGACAGCGGGCAUCGGGUCACCAGGCAUCAGGUCAUUUGGCUCGACCGCGGGCACCGCGUCAUCUGGCAAGGCAGUGGGCUCCGAGUCAACUGGUAUGACCGCGGGCACUGGGUCAGACAUUGGAUCGUCUGACUGGACAGCGGGCAU
Staurois parvus is the source of this 712-nucleotide messenger RNA. Lineage: Eukaryota; Metazoa; Chordata; Amphibia; Anura; Ranidae. The record is from the annotation of a GenBank genome assembly.